CCAAGCUGUGAGCUUCCCUCCAGAAUGCAAAUCUGUCCUGUCACAUCUUGGUGUUACCUGAAAGACCUGUGGAUAAGCGCAGAGGAGCGACAGCCAAGGAAACGCUGCUGGGUUUGUGAAAUGAGCUGUGUGUGUCCUGGGCUGACAGCAGUGGCUGAGACCUUUAGAAAGAGUGAGACACUGAGUGGUGUGAGGUGGAUCAUUCUGCUCUCAGCAGUGGCUUCUCAGGAUGUCAUAGGAAUGUGAUCCGCCUUCAUCUCGGAAAGGUCCAAGCCCAGGUCAGCUGGGAACAAGAGUGAGGGACAGAGCAGCUCCUCUCCCUCUGCACUGAGCCACAGGCAAUGCUCUCCCGUCCCAGGAAUUCCCUUGUUGUCCCAAGGAGGGCUCCAGGCAUGGAGCUGAAUGAUGAUAUCUUGGGAAAAGAAAAGCAGUGCAGGGUGUGCUUUGUGAGAAAUGGCUUUGAUGUUGCUUCAGACAUAUCUCACAUCUCCCCUAACUUGUCACUAUAUUCUUCUUCAUGUUCAGUGCUUCAUAUGCCCAGAGGCAGCAGAUGUCCAACAGCAGCUCCAUCACCCAGUUCAUCCUCCUGGCAUUCGCAGACACACGGGAGCUGCAGCUCUUGCACUUCUGGCUCUUCCUGGGCAUCUACCUGGCUGCCCUCCUGGGCAACGGCCUCAUCAUCACCACCAUCACCUGUGACCACCACCUUCACACCCCCAUGUACUUCUUCCUCCUUAUCCUUUCUAUUCUUGACCUGGGAUCCAUGUCCACCAUUGUCCCCAAAUCCAUGGCAAAUUCUCUCCGGGAUAUCAGGGCCAUCUCCUACACAGGAUGUGCUUCUCAAGUCUUUCUCUAUGUCUUUUUCAUUUCAGCAGAUUAUUUUCUCCUCACCAUCAUGUCCUAUGACCGCUACGUUGCCAUCUGCAAACCCCUGCACUACGGGACCCUCCUGGGCAGCAGAGCUUGUGUCCACAUGGCAGCAGCUGCCUGGGGCGCUGGGUUUCUCUAUGCUCUACUGCACACGGCCAAUACAUUUUCCCUGCCCCUCUGCCAGGGCAAUGCUGUGGACCAGUUCUUCUGUGAAAUCCCUCAGAUCCUCAAGCUCUCCUGCUCACAAUCCUACAUCAGGGAAGCUGGGCUCAGUGUGUUUGCUGUCUGCUUAGCUUUUGGCUGUUUUGUUUUCAUUGUGGUAUCCUAUGUGCAGAUCUUCAGGGCUGUGCUGAGGAUCCCCUCUGAGCAGGGACGGCACAAAGCCUUUUCCACAUGCCUCCCUCACCUGGUCGUGGUCUCCCUGUUUGUCAGCACUGCAUGGUUUGCCUACCUGAAGCCCCCGUCCAUGUCCUCUCCUUCACUGGAUCUGGUGGUGUCAGUUCUGUACUCGGUGGUGCCUCCAGCAGUGAACCCCCUCAUCUACAGCCUUAGGAACCAGCAGCUCAAGGAUGCAGCGAGGGAACUUAUGACUGGGUUUUUUAGGCAGGGUUAAGCUGCCCAUCUUCU
Molecule: messenger RNA, 1497 nt
Organism: Cuculus canorus (common cuckoo)
Lineage: Eukaryota; Metazoa; Chordata; Aves; Cuculiformes; Cuculidae
Product: olfactory receptor 14A16-like
Exons: 1
Coding region: 518-1483 (321 amino acids)
Biological process (GO): G protein-coupled receptor signaling pathway
Cellular component (GO): membrane
Molecular function (GO): olfactory receptor activity; G protein-coupled receptor activity
Source: RefSeq, a predicted model, not a curated record